AUGCCGUUGGUUCCUCUGGGCUGAAAAUGGUCCUCAGUUUGGUGUCACCAUUUCAAGCCUCUCCCUCAUCACAAGCUCUUUCUCUAGCUGUGCACCUGGCCUCAUGUGUCCCAGACGUGCCACCCGCACACUCCAAAAGGCAGCAAAAGGCUCCUAGGCGUGAACAGACAGGGCGUUUCCUGCAGUAGCUUCGCUUUCUGAAGAUCUGGAAGCCUUGGCAGGACCCAGGAGAACCCGGGUUCCCGAGGCUGCCUGCUGAAGUCCGUCUCAUCUUCCUGGAGAGGCACGGUGCCCCUGGCUGCAGUGGCAUUCCAGCCGUAGGUGGUCACAGGGAUGAGUCACCUCGUCUUAUGGCAGAAGGCUCUGGCACUGAAGAAGACAGAAGUAAGGCUGAGAAGCGUGCUGGCCUAGGAGGGAGGCGUCAGCCCCGGGCUUCCUGUGGGGACAACGUGCCUGGCCACCACCGUCUCCCACAUUCCAGUGAAGCAGGCAAAUGGCUUGUGAAAUCUCUUGGGUCUGCAGAGGGCUUCUUGGGAUCUGGAGGACCCAGGUGGAGGCUGGCUGCUGGGGGCCUUGCUUUGGUUUUAUUUUCUUUUCCCGACGGGGCCUGCCCUGUCCACAGGCCUCGCCUUCUUGGGGCACACUACCAUUUUCUUCCUGAGGAGCAGGUGUGAUCUUUCUUAGAGUCGGCUGGGAUACCAGCGGCUCUUGUUAGAAAGAAAAUGACAACAACACAGCAUUUUCCCUCGGAUAAACCCUUAGCUUCAAAAGGAAAUCAGAGAAAGAAACAUGUUGGCUAUUGUGUGUCUGAGCAGGGCCCUCCUGCACUCAUCUCGGUGUCAAAUGACCUCCUUUGAUAGCAGCCCUGGACCAGUCCCUGCCUCUGGGGGAAAGAGGAGAGUUGACUGUAGGGAGAGGAGAGUGAGCCGAGGAGAUGGGAGAUUUGCUUUUUUGGGGUGAUGGUUUGGUUUGGCUGGUGUUCCUCUGUGUUUGCAGGUUGCUGCGCUGUUAGGAAAACCGCCCUCUGCCUCUCCUUCCACGGCGGCCUCUGCUGGGCUGCUCUUCCUGACCUCUGCCCCUCAGGAAGUUGCCAGAACGUGAGGCUUGGAUCCACAGGAGGCUGUCCGUACCUAGCGGUGAAGAUCACCCCCGCCAUCCCCGUGGUCGGUGGCAUCCUCUUCUUCUUCGUGAUGGGGACCCUGCUCCGCACCAGCUUCAGUGACCCCGGGGUCCUCCCACGAGCCACGCCGGAGGAGGCCGCUGACCUGGAAAGACAAAUAGAUAUUGCAAACGGCACCAGUUCAGGGGGGUACCGCCCGCCUCCCAGAACCAAAGAAGUCAUCAUCAAUGGCCAGACUGUGAAACUUAAGUAUUGUUUCACCUGCAAGAUUUUCCGGCCCCCUCGCGCCUCCCACUGCAGCCUGUGCGAUAACUGCGUAGAACGGUUUGAUCACCACUGUCCCUGGGUAGGCAACUGUGUGGGGAAAAGAAACUACAGAUUUUUUUAUAUGUUUAUUUUAUCCCUGUCUUUUCUGACAGUCUUUAUAUUUGCAUUCGUUAUCACCCACGUCAUUCUUCGUUCCCAGCAAACAGGAUUCCUCAAUGCCCUUAAGGACAGCCCUGCGAGCGUGCUGGAGGCCGUGGUGUGCUUCUUCUCUGUGUGGUCCAUCGUCGGCCUCUCGGGUUUCCACACGUACUUGAUCAGCUCCAACCAGACGACAAAUGAAGACAUUAAAGGAUCUUGGUCAAAUAAAAGAGGUAAAGAAAAUUACAAUCCCUACAGCUACGGAAAUAUCUUUACAAAUUGCUGUGUGGCCCUGUGUGGGCCCAUCUCUCCAAGCUUAAUUGACAGAAGAGGGUACAUCCAGCCUGACACUCCACAGCCAGCAGCGCCCUCCAACGGGAUCACCAUGUAUGGGGCCAUGCAGUCACAGAGCGACAUGUGCGACCAAGACCAGUGCAUUCAGAGCACCAAAUUCGUUUUGCAGGCCGCAGCCACUCCCCUGCUGCAGAGCGAGCCCAGCCUCACCAGCGACGAGAUGCACCUACCAGGGAAGCCCGGCCUGGGCACGCCGUGCACCAGCCUGACGCUGGGCCAGCCCACGCCGCCCUCCUCCAUGCCCAACCUCGCCGCCGAGGCCGCGCUCUCGGACAUUAUGCCCCUGAAGGACGAGCACGGGGGCCACCAGUUCCUGACCCCCGAUGAGGCGCCCUCGCCCCCGCGGAUGCUGGGGGCCGGCAGCCCGCUGGCGCACAGCCGCACCAUGCACGUGCUGGGCCUGGCCAGCCAGGACUCUCUGCACGAAGACUCCGUGCGGGGCCUGGUGAAGCUCAGCUCCGUGUGACCCCUGUGGCCGACCCCAGGACCGACCGCAGGGCUCCUCCACAGGCGGUGGGAGCGAGCAGAGGGAUGCACCCCGCAGCGUGGAGAUGACAGCCCCAGGCCUGGGGUACAGAGACCCGCUUAGAAAGCCAGGGGAGCCCCGUCUCAUGGCAAAGGGCCCGCAGGCUCCAGAAACUCGGAGCUUGGUUUUAUCUGAAUUUUCUUCCCCACCCUGAGCGCUUUGACAAUAAUGAAUAUAGAGAAGUGGCUGUUUUCCGGCAUUCGGAACCUGCAGGUUGGGCCUGGGGAGGGAGGACCCUCGGGGUGGGAUCUAGCCAGGGAAGAAAAGGCGCUGCCCUGUCUGCUGCUCGGGACAGACACACGGAAGGUUUCUGACACGUGGCCAGACUGAAAUCGCACUUAAGUGUUAUGCUACUAAUAUCUGAAAUAGACACGCCGUUCCAUUUGUUAAUUUAAAAACUACAGAAGUUCUAAAGGCAGAAGACAGACGGGGUGUGGAUUUGCAUGCCAGCUACCGUCUGCAUUCCAGUGGUGUUGGUAUUCCAAAGGAAAUGCUGCUCUCUUUCCUUCUUCUUUUCUUCCUUUUUUUAUUUUUGUGAAUUUUCAAGUGCUGUUUUGUUGGCAGACGGCCCAACGGAUGCAGCCCAAUGGACAAGGCUAUGGGUGGCUGAUUAGUCCACUUGGUUCUGUGUGGAUCGGGAGCAUCUGGGCUGCGGAGGGCUGCUGGGGGUUUAUCCAGUGCCAUUUAACCUUCUGUCUAGGGGUCCCAUGGGGUGUUGCCUUGCGCUGCCCCCUGCAGUCUUCACCUCCUUGUAUGAUGAACUCCCCGUGGACAGCCAAUAAAAUGACAUCCUCUGUUAUUUUG
Ictidomys tridecemlineatus (thirteen-lined ground squirrel) is the source of this 3209-nucleotide messenger RNA. The record is from RefSeq and is a predicted model, not a curated record. NCBI's taxonomy places the organism in Eukaryota, Metazoa, Chordata, Mammalia, Rodentia, Sciuridae.